CUCCCCUUCGCCGCGAGUCUGCUAUAGGCUUCGUUGUUGCUUAACUUCUCUUCCCCCCCUUUUUUUCUACUCUUCUCCCAUGUCAGUACACCCUCAACAUACCAAUUUAUUCUCCAUCAUUCGCAGGGAGACUGGAAUCUCUCCCCAUCGACGUGGAUCACAUCCUGAAAAUUGGUCAACAUGAGUGACGCAGACGCCGGACGCGACUCUGAACGCGACUCCGGACGUCCCCGGGCCAGGUCCGAUGUAGACCGAGUCCGCGAGGAAGCGACCGGGGCAUCAUCGCCUCCUAUUUCGCCGGUCGGCCGCGGUCGUCGUGGCACGAUGGACUCGGAUAUUAUCUCUCCCACUCGCCGCGUCUCCGGUCGUGACGGCGAGCUGGGAUCUGGCGUGCGUCGUCGCAGCUCGGCCGCCUCUCGCCGGAGCGGUCGCAGCGGUGGCAUUCCCAGUCUGGCUCCGCGGACGACACUGGCUCAGCGGACGCAGGGCAAGUUCACCGUGGCCGGGCCGGACGACACGCCGCAGCUGCGCCUGGCGCACGAGCCCUUUGUGCAGCCGGGCUACGGUGACCUAAAUCCUGCCUACGAGCAGCCCGUGAAUGCGCGACCAGUCUGGGGUCUAGCCAAACCCUUGCCUCGCGUGGUGCGGUCGGGCAUGGUGCCCACCAAAGAGGAGCUGCUCGAAGCCCGCCAGAACGCCCAAUUGCCGGCGGAGAACUCUCAAAAGUAUGGACUGGACGUCGACCCAAACGAUCUGGAGCAGGGCCAGAUCGAAAAGACCACUGACCCGCGCCUCAUGGCAGCCCAGGUCGAAGACGCGCGUCUGCAGCGCGAGGCCAACUUCAUGAACAAACUUUUGUCGGGCGACACCACCUCCAUCCGCGGCUCCCGCAUGUCCCGCACCUCGUCCACCCGUCGUCGUCGGUCCUCCGCCGUGGGGUGGGAGGAGCAGCUGUCGACGGUGGCCGAGGGCGAGACGCCGGCCACCAGCAUCCACGGGGGCGACGAGGAGGAGACCGACUCAGCAGCAGCUCCGCCGCACCGCGGGAGCAACGACCAUCGCCCGAGCGAUGUUCCACUGCAGCCAGUCCCGGAGGAGCCGGAAUGGCACGGCGACGACGACACAGCCGGGGGGUCUCCGAAUCUCGACGAGGAGCUGAAGGAAGGGCUGGACGACCUGUCCGCCCUGGAGGACCCAGCUCUGCCGGAGGAUCUUCACCCGCUGGUGCAGGAGUUGGUCGAGGAAGAAGUCCACAACAACCACACGACCUGGUCGGUGAUCCGGACGCACCACCGCGAAGCGCUGGCGGAGGCGCUGGGCGUUUUCGUGCAGCUGUUCGUCGGCUUUUGUGCUGACUUGGCUGUCACCUGCGCUGACGUGGGAAACCCAAACACGACGGACUGGGCCUGGGGCUUUGCGACCAUGAUGGCCAUCUACGUGUCCGGUGGUAUUUCCGGUGCGCACUUCAACCCGGCCAUCACCAUCAUGCUGUGGUUCUACCGCGGAUUUCCCAAGCGCCUGAUGCCCGAGUACUUCGCCGCGCAAUUCCUGGCGGCCUUCAUCGCCGCGUUCUGCGCCUACGGUGUCUACUACGAGUCGAUCCACGAGUACCUGGCCUCGAACGCCACCUCCGGCGUCGUCAACAGUUUCGUCACGAACCAGCGAUACAGCUGGAUUGGCGGGGCGACAGCCUUCUUCAACGAGUUCAUGGGUACUAUGAUCCUGGUAAUUGUCGUGCUCGCGCUGGGUGACGACCAGAACGCGCCCCCGGGUGCCGGUAUGAACUCGCUGAUCGUGGGUCUGAUGAUCAUGAACCUGAGUGUGGCGUUCGCCUACCAGACGGGCGCGGCCUUCAACCCGAGCCGUGACUUCGGACCCCGCCUUGCGCUGCUGGCCCUGGGCUACGGCAGCGACCUGUUCACCAACGCGUACUGGUUCUACGGGCCCUGGGUGGGCGCGAUCAGCGGGGCAAUGAUGGGUGGCUUCCUGUACGACUUCUUCAUCUUCACGGGUGGCGAAUCGCCGGUCAACUACCCAUGGGAGCGGACCGAGCGGGCGAUGCGCAAGAGCAAGAUGAAGUGGAAGCGGCGGUUGCACCUUUCCAAGGAGGAGACUGAGAAGAGCUGAGUUCUGCUUAUGAAUCGCAGACGUCUGCAUUCGUGGCUUAUGUCUAUAGACGAGUUGUGGGAUGUUGUAGAUAUUGUAUAGCGCUGUGUUGAUGCGUUUGUAUGUUUGUGGGUGCACAGCACCAUGAUCGGUUGUUCAUUUAGCCUGAUUACAUCUUAGACUGGAUCUCGAUGCGCCAUGCCCUGGGAUCGUGGCUUAGUGGGUCUGUUAUAGCAUUAUUUCAUCUGUUAUGCUUCAGCUUAAUGCCGGUCCGAGAGCAUAGCCUCGCCAAACACACGGUG
Molecule: messenger RNA, 2408 nt
Organism: Aspergillus uvarum CBS 121591
Lineage: Eukaryota; Fungi; Ascomycota; Eurotiomycetes; Eurotiales; Aspergillaceae
Product: MIP/aquaporin family protein
Exons: 2
Coding region: 181-2127 (648 amino acids)
Biological process (GO): water transport; glycerol transmembrane transport
Cellular component (GO): plasma membrane
Molecular function (GO): glycerol channel activity; water channel activity
Source: RefSeq, a predicted model, not a curated record